AUGACAGAAAUACCUUUGCAAUUUUCUAUUAUCGAUUUAAAUCCAACAAUGUUGAAAAAAAGAAAAUCAUUAAAAUCAAAUAAUUUAUUCAAUAAUUAUCAACGAAACCGUCCAAAAACAUGCAAAGGCACAUUGCCAAUCAUUACAGUACCUUCAUUUUCUAAUUUCACAGAAAAAUUACUUCAUAUGGCAACGAAUAAAAAAUCAACAACACCAUUCAAUACAUCAAAUGAAUCUUCUACAACACAAAUAAAAUCACGUACAUUUAAUUAUAAUCGUUCAAAUGUUACAAUUAAAUCAAAACCUUCAAUUACAUAUCCAACAACAACUAUACGUCCAACAACAUCUUAUCGUUCUAAUUAUCAAUCACAACAAAAUACUCAAUUUUUAUAUGUUGUUAAUACACCAACAUCAACAACUCAUCAACCAAUUUCACCUCAUAUAGCCAAUACUUAUUUCAAUCCUUCACCACCACCACAACAACAACAACAUCAAAAUUCUCAACGUCCACAAUAUCAAUAUGGACAUUUUCUUGCUCAUCUUCGUAGACAAUCAUUAGCACGUACACGUCGUAAACAAGAACAAGGUAUUACAGAUCAUAUUGAAACAGCAAUAACAUUUAAUUCAAAUAAAAAUCAAACAUUUCAAUCACCAUCAAAUUAUUCACUUGUUUCAUUAACAUCAGAUUCAUCAUCAACACCAACAAUAUCUAUAACAGCAAAACGUGCUAUACGACCAUUAUCAAAUUAUCGUCAAUUUCAACGUUCAAUAAAAAAUUUUCGUUUAAAUUCAUUUCAACAAUCUCAAUCAUCAUUAACAUCAAAAGAAUUAAUUGAUAAUCAAUUAUUAUCAUUACAAUCAUCAUCAUUAUUAAUAACACCUAGAAAUUCUGUUGUAGAUGAUACAGGUACAUCUACAAUAGUAAAACCUUCAUAUGAUCUUCAUAUUAAUGAUGAUAUGCUUAAUUAUUGUUAUGUUAGUGGUGAUAGUGGUGUUAAAUAUCAAGGACAAAUGUUUCCGACAGCAUUUUAA
This is a messenger RNA of Rotaria sp. Silwood1, 1032 nucleotides long. Lineage: Eukaryota; Metazoa; Rotifera; Eurotatoria; Philodinida; Philodinidae. The record is from the annotation of a GenBank genome assembly.